This is a messenger RNA of Suricata suricatta (meerkat), 1866 nucleotides long. It is a transcript of the gene ATP6V0E2, whose product is annotated as ATPase H+ transporting V0 subunit e2. Gene Ontology annotation, molecular function: proton-transporting ATPase activity, rotational mechanism. Gene Ontology annotation, biological process: proton transmembrane transport. NCBI's taxonomy places the organism in Eukaryota, Metazoa, Chordata, Mammalia, Carnivora, Herpestidae. The annotation marks the transcript as partial. The transcript has 4 exons. Gene Ontology annotation, cellular component: proton-transporting V-type ATPase, V0 domain. The record is from RefSeq and is a predicted model, not a curated record.
GUCAUCAUCUUCACCACGUUCUGGGGCCUCAUCGGCAUCGCCGGGCCCUGGUUCGUGCCGAAGGGACCCAACCGUGGAGUCAUCAUCACCAUGCUGGUGGCCACGGCUGUCUGCUGUUACCUCUUCUGGCUCAUCACCAUCCUGGCUCAGCUGAACCCCCUCUUUGGGCCACAGCUGAAGAAUGAGACCAUCUGGUACGUGCGCUUCCUGUGGGAGUGACCGCUGCCACUUCGGCCCCAGGUGCCCCAGCUCUCCAGAUGACGUUGGCUGUGCUGUCCCUGAUGACCCCGUAGUCCCCACCCUCACACUGUGUCCGAGUCCCCCCAUCCUUCCUAACCUAGGAUCUGUCUGGUUUCAGGAGCUCCUGCCUUCUCCGUUGAGUCUGGGCCUUGGGAAGCCCCAGGCUCCGAGUCGGAAGGGGGUGGACCCUGCCUUCUACAAAUGUGGCAGCCCCAGAAGGGUCAUGUGUCCUACGGAGAAGGGGGGGGUCCAGUCCAGGACGCUCCACGCCUGGGGGGCGGGACCAGAGAGGAAGCCCUGGGUGGGGAGUCAGCCAGCUCUCAGCUCUGCCACCGUCCUGCCCUGCGGCCCCAGGAGGCAUCAUCUGGCCUCCGUGGGCCUCCUCGGAGACAGAGAGGCCUGAGCAGAGGGCCCCCCAGCUCUUCCCUGGGGUUCUGUAACUUGCCGACACACAUAGAUGUGAAAUUCCUAAGAAAGUUGAAGUAAUGGACAAACAGUCACACACGAAAAACAACAUAGUAAUUUGGGUCAGGAUGGAAAGCUGUAUGUUUAUUGAGCAUUGCCUGUAGUUAUAAAGUCCCUGAGAGGGGCUGCUCAGGGGCUGUAUCUCCUUAGAACACCCUGCUCCACCUUCCGCCCCCAUCUUGGUCCCCCCUCUGCAGAAGCUCCCUGUAGCCCGGAAGGCUCAGUCUGGGCCUGGGACUGGAUUUCACCCUUUGACUACAGUGGGGUGGGUUUCAGAGCCCCCCUCAGAGCAGCAGCUAGGUCACCUGGAGUUAGGGAGGGUGAAGAGAGGUCAGUGCGGGUGAGCGCUGGGCGGCACUGGGCCCGUCCUGGCCCCUGUCCGUUCCUGCCCUGGGAUGGUGACAAGCACCUGGCCUGAUGGGACCUGGAAGGCCGAAUGUGCAGGAACCAGAGCAGAGGGAAGCCAGGACCCUGCCCAUACCGCCCCCCCCCCCAGGAGAGUUGAGGCCGAGACCUCAGGCAUUUGUCCACGUCCCAGAGCCAAUUGGGGUCCCCCGCUCUGCCACAUUGCCUCCCUGAGGGAAGACGCCAAUCUCCAAUAUUUGUUGAGUGUGUUUAUUUAACAUUGCAUUCAGCGGGCGUGUCUUUGGAGCGGUGGUGAGAUGUGCUAUGUCUCACCUAGGUUUCUUGGUUCUGGGCUUGGCCUGUUGCUCAGAGCUCCGGAUUGGGGCUUCCCUUCGACACCCCAGCUCACCGUACGCCCUUGCCAACUCCCUUCCUGUCCUGACCCUCUGGCCCUCCUGCGGAGUGUGGAUUGUGCCACAAACCCGAUCCACGACUAACGGGCGGCGGCUAAGUCCCGGCUGAGGCCGCGCCUGCUGGCUCUUGCCCCCUGUCCACCCAGUUCUUGUGUGCACGGUGGGUUUGGGGCACCGGAGAGGAGACCGGAGGCUGCUCAUAGCCGCGGCUCUGGAUCGUGGACACUGUAAACUGCGUUUUCCUGAGGCCGGAAGGAGAGUGGCGCUGUCCCAGGUUCUGCCCAGAAGCAGUUCCGGCAGGAGGAGGAUGAUUGCUCAAGUCUGCCCGGCCUCCUCUGUGCCCCACACACAGACCCCCGCGGCUCCUGAGGGUGAGCAAUAAAGCAGGUCCCCCAAGUCUCCA